AAAACAAAUUGAAUAAAUUUAGUAGUGGAUGAGGAACCUCCAAUCCUCGUAUAUAAAUUAGCCCCAGUCCGCAAAGAAAAAAAAUCAUAAAAAGAAAAUUCUGAAUCUGUUGCCUGGGUGAGGUUGAUCGGGGAAAGAAGAAGGGUACAUGGUUGAUAUACAAGUCCAGAUCCCAGCAUCUUUCGAUCCAUUUGCUGAGGCGGAAUUAACAGAUGCAACAGAAGAAUAUGUUCAUAUUCGCAUCCAGCAGAGGAAUGGAAGGAAGAGCUUGACGACCGUUCAAGGGCUGAAGAAAGAACUUAGCUACGACAAGAUUCUCAAGGAUUUCAAGAAGGCUUUUUGUUGUAAUGGUACUGUUGUGAAUGACAAAGAGCUUGGAAAGGUCAUUCAGCUCCAAGGCGAUCAGCGCAAGAACGUCUCUACGUUUCUUGUCCAGGCCGGGAUUGUCAAGAAAGAUCGGAUCAAGGUUCAUGGUUUUUGAGGACCAUUACUUUCCUCAUGUUGCCUUUUAUUACUCUUUAUAAUUAUAAUAAACUACUUUCUUUCUCUUUUA
This is a messenger RNA of Daucus carota subsp. sativus, 553 nucleotides long. Its product is annotated as protein translation factor SUI1 homolog. The transcript is spliced from 2 exons. Gene Ontology annotation, biological process: translational initiation. The record is from RefSeq and is a predicted model, not a curated record. The coding region runs from base 149 to 481 and encodes 110 amino acids. Gene Ontology annotation, molecular function: translation initiation factor activity; RNA binding. Lineage: Eukaryota; Viridiplantae; Streptophyta; Magnoliopsida; Apiales; Apiaceae.